UGUAUAGGCACGACUGGUGCCAUCCUAUCCUAUCCAUCAGAACCGCGGUGAUUUUAAGAUUCAGAAGGCAUCAUCCCAUCAUCCCAGCCAGCCCUGAUUGGCUGAAAGAAGGAGCCAUUCAAUAGCGGUGUGGCGAAGGUGUGGUGACACUUGAACGUGGACCACUGAGGACAGAGCCAGUACCCCAAGAUGACCAGUUUUGAUGUGGAGGCUGUGGUGGAGACCCAGGCUGUGAGCAGGUGUUGGAGCACGGUGAAGGGACGUCGUUAACUUGCAUGCAUGCACCCCACGCCGUCGUCCCCGGUCCGGUUCGCAGACUACUGCCGCCGGCGGGAAGAUGCUGAGCCGACUGAUGAGCAGCAGCAUCCGGAGUCUGGACCGAGAGUGCAACUGCACCGUGAGGCUGCUGGACGACUCCGAGUACACCUGCACCAUCCAGCGGGACGCUAAGGGACAGUACCUGUUUGACCUUAUCUGCCAUCACCUCAACCUGCUGGAAAAGGACUACUUUGGCAUCAGAUAUGUGGAUCCAGACAAACAGCGGCACUGGUUGGAGUUUACAAAGUCAAUUGCCAAACAAAUGAAAUCUCAGCCUCCUUUCACCAUGUGUUUGCGUGUCAAGUUCUACCCUCCUGACCCCGCCGCCCUUCGAGAAGAGAUCACCAGAUAUCUGGUCUUCCUGCAAGUGAAGAGGGAUCUCUACCACGGUCGCCUCUUGUGCAAGACCUCAGACGCUGCACUCUUGGCUGCAUACAUAUUACAAGCUGAAAUUGGUGACUACGACCCCGGAAAGCACCCCGAGGGCUACAGCUCUAAGUUCCAGUUCUUCCCCAAACACUCUGAGAAGUUGGAGCGACGCAUAGCAGAGAUCCACAAGACGGAGCUGAUAGGUCAAAGUCCCGAAACAUCAGAACUCAACUUCCUCCAGAAGGCUCAGAUGUUAGAGACAUAUGGAGUGGACCCACAUCCAUGCAGGGACGUGUCUGGUAAUCCGGCUUUUCUGGCGUUCACACCAUUUGGAUUUACUGUGUUGCAAGGAAACAGGAGGAUUCAUUUCCUCAAAUGGGAUGAGGUGACCAAGCUGAAGUUCGAAGCAAAGACAUUCCACAUAUAUGCAAGUCAGACAGAGGAACAGAAGAUCAUAUUGACCUACUUUGCGCCAACCCCUGAGGCCUGUAAACACCUGUGGAAAUGCGGUGUGGAGAAUCAAGCCUUCUAUAAGUUGGAGAAGUCGAGUCAAGUGCGCACAGUGUCCAGUAGCAAUCUCUUCUUCAAGGGUAGUCGCUUCCGAUACAGUGGAAAGGUUGCAAAAGAGGUCAUGGAGCAAAGCGCCAAAAUAAAAAGGGACCCACCUGAAAUCCACAGGGCGGGCAUGGUGCCAAGCAGGAGCUGUCCGUCCAUCACACACGGCCCCCGUUUGACGAGUGUUCCCAGGACAAGACGGAGAGCGGUGCACAUCUCCAUCAUGGAGGGUCUGGAGUCCCUCAGAGACAGCGCCCACUCCACGCCGGUGCGCUCCGUCUCCCAUGGCGAAUCCUUCAUGCCCUCUAGAGGCCAGGCAGUGGACGGCAGUGAGGCCAGCUCCUCUGCGGUCAUCUCCGACGAGGCCUACAGCCCCGCGGACAGCGUCCUGCCUACGCCCGUGGCUGAACACGGGAUGGAGAUGCACCUCAAUGGCACGCCCCGCAACAUUGACGAGGACGAGUGUGGGGCAUCGAUGGAAGGCCAGGUGGCGGAGUCUAGGGUUGGUAGGAGAGCGCCACGCUUGGCUAGAAGCAGGCCGUCGCCACCUAGUGACGUGGAGGAGCUGCACAAAUUCAUCCUGAGUGUUCUUCGUCUGUUUCUGGUCACCAUCGGACUGCUUUUCGCCCUGCUGCUGCUCCUCAUCAUGCUGACAGAGUCUGACCUGGACAUCGCCUUCCUGAGAGACAUCCGCAAGACACCGGAAUUCCAGCAGUUCCACAUUGAGUACUUCUGCCCGCUGCGGCGCUGGUUCGCCUGUAAGCUCAGAUGGAUGGGAGGGCUCCUCAUCAGCAAGUGAGGCCCAACAAGAAGAAGACACUGCUGCUAAAGCAUCCACUGCAGGCGCCGUACAACAGAAACAAAGAUGGCGGCCCUUUUCCCCGUUACACACAGCUUUUCCAUGUCACAAGCCACGGACUGUCCCUUAUUUGUUCACUAUGAGAGGACAAGCACUCGUAUUACGCAGGUUAAUUUAAAUAUCUUAUUUUUGUACAACGUCCCAGUAGGAAAGAUUGAAAUUCAAAUUUACUUUUCAAAAUAAUUGAGUAUUGAUAACAAUAUUAAUACUAAUAAUAAAACUAAUAGUAAUAAUAAUAAUUUGAGAUCUUGGAUUAUAAUUUAAAAAAAACAAUAACUAUUAUUAUUGGAUUAUUAUUAUUAUUAAUAAGGUGCAUCUGCAUUAGGCUGAUUAUUUUAAUAAUGACAAUACUAAUAAGUAUAAUAUUCUUAGUUAUUGAUACGCUCUACACUUACACUUACACAAGAAAAUAUUGAUAAUAUUUAAUUAAAAUCUAAUUUGUAUUAUUUAUAUAUUAUUAUUAUUAUUAUUUCUGUGUUGCAGUUAUUCAAUCUUGAGCUAUAUCGUGUUGCGUGUGUGUUUGCAGUCAUGCAGUAACCGCGUCAUAAUGCUGUUUGUAAUAUUUGGACUGUGUCAUGUAGCUAAAAAUAAGGUCAACAAAGUACUAGAAACAGCUUAUACAGUGCACUUCUACACUACUCCAAACGACAACCACAAUAAUAAACAUAUUAUUGACAGUGUCGAUCCAAAUGAUUAUAGACUGUGCAAGUGUACUUACUGUCGUGGUCCCGUACCGUAUGUCGGAACGCUAUUACUGAAGGUUACAGUCAUGCGAUGUAGACAAGGAAGGCAAUCUAAUCUCAUGUUCUCAUUUGUAACAACAAUGAGGAUGGUUAAGUUGUUUGAUCAUGCGGGCAAGAGAGAAAGUGCGACAUUGAGGGGAAAGAUGAGUGUGGAUAAGAUAAGAUCGUAGUUAAAGUAUGAUUCUUUUUACACAGUUUUAGGUGUUAAUGGUAAGGGAGUGUUGUGCCAUAAUGAAAUAAAUAUAAGGACAUUAAAAUGAAUAUUUCAAAUUGGAAGUAGUUACUUACAACGUGAACAUUUUGGAAUUCAUCAUAAAAUGAACUGAGUAAAUGUACAACGUGAUGUAUGUCAUUGCAACUUGAGGAUUAAAUACCUGUAAUAAAGGUAGUGAAUGUGUUAUUUUAAUACAUAAAUGAGUCAGCAGUUUCACGUUUUAGUAAAUUGUUAGGCAAUUUAAUACAUUUAUUUUAUUUUAUUAAGCCAAAUGUAUAAAUUUAAUCAAUUUAAUUAAAUAAAUGCAAUUUAUUGAGUUUCCCUUGAGAGAUUCAGCAUAAUUAAUUAAAAAAUAACUUGAUUAUAUCAAAAUAAAUCUACAAAAUCAUUAUGUUAAAUUCCAUCCAUCCAUUUUCUAUACCGCUUCUUCCUCAUUAGGGUCGCGGGGGCAUGCUGGAGCCUAUCCCAGCUGACUUCGGGCGACAGGCGGGGUACACCCUGGACUGGUCGCCAGCCAAUCGCAGGGCACAUAUAGACAAACAACCAUUCACACUCACAUUCAUACCUAUGGACAAUUUAGAGUCGCAUUAUGUUAAAUUCAAUAAUUUAUUACAUUUUUUUUAUUUUGGCACAAAAAAACAGAGGAGAAAAACAAACUCAGCCACACCGUGCAAAUAAAAGUCAAACAAAUACAUUUAGCACCUUUGUUCUUGUCGUUUGGUCUUGAAAUAAUUACAUACUGGAUUAGUAUUUGUGCACCUUUGUCUUUUACCAUCCAAAGACUGUAGAGGAAUGAAAAUGGUAGUUUAAAAAAAUAAAAUAAACAAACUAUCAGCCAAAUAAUGCUCACAUCUACAAUCAUCUUGUGUGCAAGUAAUAGGCCGAUGUGACCUAAAGCUCGUAGUGCUCGUCAAGUGUAUGGUUUGCUCGAUACUGUUAAUCACAGACUGUAAGUAAUCCCGUCACUGAUGGCUAAUGUGACAUUGUUGCAUCAUUUUGUAAAGUGCAAAAAGAGUAGAAGAGCAGCUUCUUUUUUUUCUUUUUUUUUUUUUUUAAAGGUGUGAAGUGAAAAUUUGAGUUUUGUGUUUCAUGUCGCAGUCAUGCUGAUGCUAUUUUAAUCAACGUGCCAACCAAAGAAACAAUUUGUGUUUGUGCUGCUUUCGCCUUAGCCUGCAGUGUCUUUACUGGCAAAAAGCUUGUAUCUAAUUAAGAGAGGUUAGGAGAGGUUUGCAGCAAUAGAAACGGUUCAGGUACACUUUAUGGGGUAAAAUGUAAAGACACCACUUUAAUUAUCAACCAAUCAAUCAGGAGUUGGACUAGACCCCCCGGUUCCACUCUGAAUCUUCUACCAAUCUACUGGAAUUCUUCAUCUUAUCAAGACAUUUUGGACAAUUUUAUUCUUCAAACUGUGUGGGAAUAGUUUGGGGAAGGCCCUUUUCUGAUCCACAUUGCACAAAGCCAGGUAGAUAAAGGCAUGCUUGGAUGGGUUUGGUGUGGAAGAAUGCCAUCGAAGCCCUGUGUGAUUACCCAAAACGGAGAUGGCGAGUCUGGGUCGGCGUAUAACUUGGAGGAACAGCCUUGCCUACAUAGUGUAGGUAGCAAGCGCUUAUCGGUCAGUGAAAUGCGAUCACGUGGUGGCAAGUAGGAGCUCCCAAUCGUUAGCAAUCCCGUGAUGCACCACAUUAAGUCAGCCAGUGUCCUGAUCAUUUGCAGAACUUGCUAACUAGGAGUGUCACGAGACAAGGCCACAUUUUAACUAUACUUUUGAAGAAAAGUACAGUGAAAAAAUAUAAGACAAUAUAUUACAAUCUACUAACAUAAUUUCUACUACGUUACACUUCUGCACUGUGUGUAUGCUAGGGGUCCCGCCUCCACCCACUGAGACAAAGAGACUGUAUGACUGACAAAAGGGCUCACUCUGUUCAUGCCAUUGUUCUAUGGGACAAAUGCGCCAAGGUCCUGAAGUCAAUGCACAGAGUGAACCCUCUUCCUGUUUCAGACGAGGAGACGAGGAAACAGACAUGCACAUGGCAAUAUAUUGAACCGGGAAAAAUUUUCAUCUAUUGUGGAAUUAAUUAAUUGAUAUAUUAUCGUCCCAGUCCUUGUGCCCACGAGUUUUUUUCUGAAGGAGAAGACUUGCCAUGUUUUCAUUUUGUGACACUCCUAGCUAACAGAUAACGUUAACACAUUAGAGCACUAAUAUAAACACUCAUAAAGCCAAGUUGUUUUUAAUUAGGAUUUAAUUAGUGGGAUAUUGUGGCACACUGAGUGAUUUUAGCACUGAUAAAAACUAAUGAAAAUAUAAAGUUGAAUAUAAAUAAAUCUAAAUACACAAAUAUAAAGUUGACUUUUUAUGGUUCUUUGAAAAAAAGCAAUAAAUAGUGCAGAUCAUGUUCAGUGAUGACGAUUAAGGUUUGCAAGUGUGCUCUUAGACAGCAUGGAUGCAUGUGUGAAGAAUUUGUUGCUGCAUUGUCAAAAAUGUGACAAAAUUGUUAAUUUAAUGUACAUCACAUCUGCUUACGUUGCCAAUCGACUCGCUUGGAUCACAAGUUUUCGACUGACAAUGGACCUUUCGUGUUGUACUUGGAAAGAAAAAGUGCACAAGUAGCGAACACCAACCUUGAAUGCAGAUUGACUGUCUUUGUCAUCAUCCUGAGAGGGGAGACCAGAUAUGAUUGGUUUAUAAUGAUAUGAUCUCACACUGUGUUGCUUCCGACCAGUAACCAUCCAAUCGUGGCUCUCUGCACAUGGACAAAUCUCUGUAAGCAUGUCUUCUGCGUUUAUUAUUGCCUCCCAACAAGUUUAGAAAGAACAUUUGAAAAUCAACUGAUGACUGACUGGUGUACUCAGUUUAUGAAUAAAUAUACUGUAUAUUCUUGACAUGUGGCAGCAACUAUUGCAGUCUCUUUAUCGAUUAAACGUACAGCCGAAGCUAAAAUGAUUCAAUCAAUAAAUACAAAAGGUGAGCUUUUAGAGAGAAGUGAAGAAAGUAAUUUACAGGAAAGCACAAUUCUUUUUUGAUACUACUCUCCUUAUCACUUAAGUAAUUGGGAGUGCUUAGCAAUUUUGCCAGCUUGAAAUGAAAUGAAUGCCAUUGAAAAGAAGAGUUUAUUGCAUAAAAUGUUUUUAGGUAAGUUUCAAAACAAACACUUUUCUUUACACCGACUUAAAAAAAAAAAAAAAAAAAAAACCCACACAAAAUAGUUUGUUUAACUUAACUUUUUUUAAACUAAUCAUUUUUUGACAGGUUUUGUUGUGAUCCAUCAAAAGGAAUAGUACUUUAACGGUUAUCCAGAUGGCUGACUCCCAACAGCGGUAACUUGCAGUGGAGAGUGUUUCAUAGUGUCAAUCAGAGAAGAUAUGCAGGCGUCCUGAUGCGUUGCCGCCCAGGAAGGCCUUCCUGCAGGGGUGGAAAGCCGUGACAGACAGCACGGUGUUGAGGUGCUUGUCGUCUUUAAAGAUGUGUAAGGACCGGCCGCUCUCGUGAAACACCUGCACGUUGCGUGGCUGGGACACGCUGCCCACCAUCAAGCAAUUCUCCUGUUUGGGGUCCCACACGGCCGACAGUUUGGACAGCCAGCGGCCCGUCUGCAUGUUAUGUCUGCAAAUGGACAGAGGAAAAAAGAAAACGCUGCCAAUGUCAGAUGUCACAGAAAACAUUUGGACAGUGUCGUCUUGUCAGUUGUGGUUUGAGUGACACAAAGUUCCAUUAUGCUUCUCUCCAGGGUAGCAAAAAUACAUAAUGUUACACACCACUGCAAUGUGCUUCUGGCUAUAUAUUUUAUUCAUUUCAUUUCAAUCAACUGAAUUCAUUUUUACUUUAUCUCUUGCAUUUUAAUACACAAGCUUAAGUGCAAUUAGUAAUGCCGCCUUUCGACUUCUCGGUACCUUACACAGUUUGACUGCUAAAAGGCUAAUGACCUUUUUUCAAUUGUCAAAAGCAGAUGCUAACACUAGCACGUACAUCUGGGAAAUGAACGGUAGGGGUUUCAAACGUUCCAAGUCAAUAACAUAUGGAUGAUAUAAAAUCAUUAGUGGAGUAGAUUUGUCAUGGAAACAUUGUGGCCGCACUGUUAGAAAUGGCAAAAAUAAGACAAAAGCUAACAUUAGCUUACCCUCUUCUCCGCCUUACUGCAGCGCUCCAUAUUCUUGCCGCCCCUCAGUCUCGUCUCAGGUAAAAUAAAAUAUGAGACCCUCGUUCU
Messenger RNA from Dunckerocampus dactyliophorus (ringed pipefish), 7260 nucleotides. Its product is annotated as FERM domain-containing protein 5-like. The transcript is spliced from 14 exons. Gene Ontology annotation, cellular component: cytoskeleton. Bases 338 to 2041 code for a protein of 567 amino acids. NCBI's taxonomy places the organism in Eukaryota, Metazoa, Chordata, Actinopteri, Syngnathiformes, Syngnathidae. Gene Ontology annotation, molecular function: cytoskeletal protein binding. The record is from RefSeq and is a predicted model, not a curated record.